UUCAACCCGUCUGCAAACCGAUGAGCCCUAGAAUAUGCUCCCAGGACGUUGGAAAUCGCAUGUUAUAAAAGCUAGCUGUCGUCGCUUAAUUUCUCUAUUAAGAUAAAUCAUCUUUGAGCUGGAGAGGAUGACGAUACAUUCGUUUUAAUUUAAAAAGACGCUGUUUAGAACAGCAUAUCGCUAGCCGGCUGGAAGGCAGUUGACCUGCUCGCUAGGUUUUGAUUCGCUCUCAUUGUUGUGUGGCGACGUAUCGUUAGCUAGCACAUAGGCUAGCUAGCUAAUUAGCUAGCGCAGGAUUCAAGAGUUCCGCAGCGAAAAAAUGGCUUGUGAACCUAACCGUGUUCGGUUGCUAUGCAUGUUAUCACUGACAUUUGGGUUUUUUAUCGUGGAGGUUGUGGUCAGCCGGAUCACUGCAUCCCUGGCGAUGCUCUCGGACUCCUUUCACAUGCUAUCGGAUGUCAUAGCGCUUAUGGUGGCUUUGGUCGCUACCCGCUUUGCGGAGAAGACACAAGCCACAAACAAAAACACUUUCGGAUGGAUCCGUGCGGAGGUGAUGGGGGCCCUUGUCAAUGCAGUGUUUCUCACGGCACUGUGUUUUACCAUCAUCCUGGAGGCAAUUGAGCGUUUUACCGAGCCACACGAGAUCGAAAGACCCCAUAUUGUCAUUGGUGUCGGGGCGGCGGGGCUUCUGGUUAACCUGCUAGGGCUGUGUCUCUUCGGACACGUCGGAGGGGGACAUGGCCAUUCCCACGGAGGCCACUCUCACGGAGGCAAGAAGAAUAAGAGAGCGAAAUUGUGCAAGUCUGAACGGCCGUCCGGCAGUGGCUGUUCGGGCGAGGAAACCAACAACUUGGUUGGAAAUCACAACACCAGCCCGAACGGCGUAAAUGCCGACGGACAUGAGGCGUCUCGGAAGGAGAGCGGGGAGCUGCAGCUGAACGGGAGCACUCCGUACGAGGAGCUGGAGUCGGGCCUGCCGGAGGUGGACGACUCGUCGGCGGCGCAGCUCAACAUGCGCGGCGUCUUCCUGCACGUGCUGGGCGACGCGCUGGGCUCGGUCAUCGUGGUGGUCAACGCGCUCAUCUUCACCUUCGUGUGGGAGCCGUGCGAGCCGGGCACGCCCUGCAUCAACCCGUGCGCCCAGGGCCACUGCUCGGACCACCUGCACCUCAACCACACGCUGGUGCCCGUCGGCGGCGGCGGCGAGGCCAACGAGAGCCUGCUGCUGGAGGACGGCGCGGGCGUGGAGAUGCUGGUGACCCGCGCCGGGCCGUGCUGGGUGCUCUACCUGGACCCGGUGCUGUGCGUCACCAUGGUGACCAUCCUGCUGUACACCACCUACCCGCUGCUCAAGGAGUCGGCGCUCAUCCUCCUCCAGACGGUGCCCAAGCAGAUCGACGUGAGCCAGCUGAGCGAGCGGCUGCGCGCGCUGGACGGCGUGCUGGCCGUGCACGAGCUGCACAUCUGGCAGCUGGCGGGCAGCCGCAUCAUCGCCACCGCGCACAUCAAGUGCCAGGACCCGGCGGCGUACAUGGACGUGGCCAAGCGCAUCAAGGCCUGCUUCCACGACGCCGGCAUCCACGCCACCACCGUGCAGCCCGAGUUCGUCACCAUGGACUCGGCGUCGCGCGCCUCGCUCUGCGAGCUCUCGUGCCGCACGCAGUGCGCCCCCAAGCUCUGCUGCGGCGGGACCGAGGAGAGCAACGGCGGCAACGGUGGCGGAAACGGCAACGGCAACGGCAACGGCAAGAGGCCGGCGGAGGUCGGGAGCGGCAGCAAGGCGGUCGCCGAGGCCACGGCCACGCUGGAGGUCAUCAGCGAGUCGCUGGAGAGCGCGGCGGCGAGCGGAGCGGGCCAGAUCCAGGUGUCGCCGCGCUCCGAGACCGACCCGGCGUCUGCCGCCUCCGCCGCUGCCGUUGUCGUCGCGAGAGAGGUGGAAUCCUCCCUGUGAAGAUGCUCAGACGGCGAGAGAAAGAAAGGGAGAGCGAGAGAGAGAGAGAGAGAGAGAGAGAGAGCAAAAGUUGGAAGAACGAGAAAAGCUGAUGCCUUUUGUUAAUGUGAUGGAGGAACGGGCUCAGUGUGGAGGCUCUGUGGAGAACCUGAAGUCACUCGAUGACAUUUCUCUGCGUUUCACCAAAAAAAAAAAAAACACUGGAAGGCUGCGAAACGUGUCUGAUAUCACUCACUCGAAAGAGAGGGACCUCUUUAGGGAGACCUGAACACACAAACACACAAAAACACACACACACACACGCUCGCACUCGCUCGCACAUCUCUCCAGAUUUGUUUUUGUUUUUUCUGCCAACGUUUAUUUCUGAUGAUGAGCUAUGUGUGUGUGUUGGUGUGUGCGCGUUGUGUGUUUGUUCCGUGCCUCUGCAUGCAUGUGUUUUUCCGUGCGCACUGCGUUGUGAUGUGAUGUGAAGAUGACGUCAGGUUGGUGUUUAAACGUGUGCCAAAGCUUCUUCUCGUGCAACCUGGGGAGGGGGGGGGAGGGUAAAGAUCCUUCAUCUUUUUUUGAACCUCCCGCCCAAAGCAAAAACUCAUGCAACUGACUAAAGCACAGCGCUGCCCACUCCACUUUUCCAGAACUUUCUUUUCUAAAAGUGUUUUCUUCUUCAGAAUAUGCUUGACGCCAUCAAGGCCCCCUUUCCCUUCCUUGUCUCAAGAUUGUUUUAAGACACGAACAACAAGCUAUAUUAAUAAUUUAUGUAUUUAAGUUAUUAGUAACAAUCUCUUACUCUUUCUGUAGGCUUUUAUAUGAAUUUUAGUUAGAAAUAUUUUUUUUUUGAGCCAUGAAAUUGGAAAAAAAAAAUGUAUUAGCUUUUUUUUCUGUUGACUUUUUCAUACACAAACCAUGCAACUAUGCUGUACAGUUUUGUUUUUAGUCAAAGAACUGGACAUUUCAGAAACACUUUCCUGCCUUUCUCUUGUGAAUGGUCUUUUUCGUAGGACCUCUGAUUGAAACAAAGAACCAAGGUCAUCAUCAGCCACUUGCCUUCCAUGGACCGCUGCUUUGAUGAAGCACUGGUCAGGUGGCGCUCGAAACGUACAAAAAGUGAAUUACUCAGAUGCCUUGCAAGUCUCGUUGUCAGUCGUCUCGUCUGUAUGUGUAAAGUAAAGAAUUGUCUGUCACAUUUUAAUUUCAUGACUAUGCUGGUCUGGAGCGGGGCACUUGGGAAGCAUUUGUGUGUCAGUGGAACUGUGUUCUUGAAAAUCUACAGGGAUUGGUAGUGCACUGGGUGUUCGGUAAAUUGUCCACAUUGCUGGAACAUUGUAAGAACCAGAGCCCAAUACAGAGGCUCUGGUAACAACCACUUUGCUUGACCAAACUGAGGUGUGUUUGCGUAAAUCACUAGGCAACAAGGGAUCCCAGGUUCACUAACAAACAUUGUCGUUGUUUGAGGCAAUUGUCCUCUCAGAUAUCACAACAUAGCAAAGUGGUAAUUAUUUGGUCUCGACUUCCACCCUUGUGAGGGAUUCCAAAUAAUGAUUUCAGUUUCCCACAUUCUUUUCAUUUCCGGUGCCCACAAAAACAUGUUCUAGUUAUCAGCUGCCCAAGUGUGAUGGACUUCUAUUGGUCACCUACCGCACAGCAUUCAGCCAGUGGCUCCUGUAGACUAGCAGACUCUUUUCAGUGUGAGCCAACAGUCAGCUAUCUAGAUGACUGAUUACUCAUUCACUUUUCUGGUGCAUGAAGCCUCAAAGAGUCUUGAAGACCAGCAGCAGUGUGAUCAGGUUCAUUUAAUGAUUUAGUGGUACCCUGGUGCUGGACCCUGAAUGGUGCCGUGGCUUCAUUCCUCCUCAUUCCUUGUGUCAGAUGGUGACCGAUAGAUGCAUUGUGGGUAGACAUUAAUGGUGAAUGUAAACUAUGACAGAAGACCUAAGAUCGAUGCAGAUUGGACCUUUCUCACCUCCCCUCUGUUGGUGAUUGGUUCCUUUUUUUUUAUUAUUAUUAUUAUUAUUAUUAUUAUUAUUUUCAUGUUCCCUAAAUCAAUGGGAUGGCCCUUAACAAUUUUUAAAAAAUAUUGUCAUAUAUAUACAUAAUAUGUAUAUAUUAUAUUAUAUUACAUAUACCAGUCAAUAUGUGUCAUUGUGAAUUAAAGAGGACUGUUUGGUACAGUU
This is a messenger RNA of Sardina pilchardus (European sardine), 4122 nucleotides long. RefSeq names its product solute carrier family 30 member 1a (gene slc30a1a). The record is from RefSeq and is a predicted model, not a curated record. Lineage: Eukaryota; Metazoa; Chordata; Actinopteri; Clupeiformes; Clupeidae. Gene Ontology annotation, biological process: zinc ion transmembrane transport; detoxification of zinc ion; intracellular zinc ion homeostasis. The transcript has 2 exons. Gene Ontology annotation, molecular function: calcium channel inhibitor activity; zinc ion transmembrane transporter activity. The coding region runs from base 320 to 1951 and encodes 543 amino acids. Gene Ontology annotation, cellular component: endoplasmic reticulum; membrane; Golgi apparatus.